AUGGGGAAAAAGCAGUUUGGUAUUGUGGUGGCGGUUGUAUUCAUAGCCUUGGUUCAGGUCUCUGUCUCGGUACCGUUUAUAUUGCUUCAUGGAAUUUCAGCUGAAUGUUCUGAUGAUAAAGAAGCUAACUUCACACAGCUUCUCUCUAACCUCUCUGGCUCUCCUGGCUUUUGCUUAGAAAUUGGAAAUGGAAAUCGCGAUUCAUGGUUCAUGCCACUUACGAAACAAGCGGAAAUAGCGUGUGAGAAGGUGAAGCAAAUGAAAGAGUUGCGUCAAGGAUACAACAUUGUUGGAAGAUCUCAGGGGAAUCUAGUGGCUCGAGGGUUGAUAGAGUUCUGCGAUGGUGGACCUCCGGUUCACAACUAUAUAUCUUUAGCUGGUCCUCAAGCUGGAAUCUCCUCUGUUCCUAUGUGUGGUGAUCAUCUUGCUCCUAGUGGUUAUCUCAAAAUCCCUACCGAAAUGACAAAAUACCUGGAAAGCUCAAAGUAUCUACCUAGGCUUAACAAUGAGAUACCAAACCAGAGAAACUCCACAUACAAAGACCGUUUCACCAGCUUACACAACUUGGUUCUUGUCAUGUUUGAGGACGACAAGGUUAUUGUUCCAAAAGAUUCAUCUUGGUUCGGCUUUUACCCGGAAGGUGAAUUCGAACCUCUUCUCUCUGCUCAACAGACAAAGCUCUACACAGAGGACUGGAUCGGUCUUAAAACAUUGGACGCUGCUGGAAAAGUCAAGUUCGUGAGUGUAGCUGGCGAACACAUCAGAAUGGCCAAUCCCGAUGUUGUCAAAUACGUCGUGCCUUACCUCCAAACCCAACCCUCUUCCCAACAAAGAUUCAACCGCAAAACGAAGCAGCCUCUGCGUCCUUAA
This is a messenger RNA of Microthlaspi erraticum, 870 nucleotides long. Lineage: Eukaryota; Viridiplantae; Streptophyta; Magnoliopsida; Brassicales; Brassicaceae. The record is from the annotation of a GenBank genome assembly.